ACCUGGCUUUUAUCCCCUUCUUUAAGGAUUAGAACUCUCACUACAUUUUUUACUUUACAUUUUAGUAUGAAUUCCCUUGGUACCCCUCUGUACUCCCUCAGUGCUCAAAGGUAUUCGAUUCAGAAGCGAGAAACGAAGAAGUCAAUUCGAAGAGAGAUCCGAAUGCUUAGUGCGGAAGAACGUCAAAAGUUAUGGAAUGCGAUGAAUGCUCUGAAAGAAACGAAGAUUGAUAAUAUAACCGUAUGGGAUCUGCACACGCUCGUUCACUAUCCGGACAGUGCGCCAGGCGCUCAUUGGGGACCGGCUUUUCUCCCAUGGCAUCGUGAAUUCCUACGUCAAUUCGAGGUCGCCCUUCAGAAUGAAGAUCCAUCGGUUUCCCUGCCGUAUUGGGAUUCGACACUGGACCAAGGCCUACCAGAGCCAUCAGAUAGUGUGAUGUGGAGCGAUGAGCUGCUUGGAAACGGUAAUGGUUAUGUGAAGACGGGUCCGUUCAAGAAUUGGGACACCAACGUUCUGAUGCCAUUGAGUCAAAUACCCGUGAAGAAACUUUACAGAUCCACUGGUGGUCGAGAACAAGAUCGUCUACUGACACCGCGUGAUAUCGAAUGGAUAACAUCUAGAAAGAACUACAGCCAGCUAACGUUCUGCCACGACAAGACGUUUGAAAGUAUGCAUGGCCUUAGUCACGUGUGGGUCGGAGGAUUCAUGUUUGUCAUACGGGUGAGCCCGAACGACCCGAUGUUUUAUCUUCAUCACGCUUUCGUCGACUAUUUAUGGGAGCAGUUUCGACGGAAACAACAAACUCCAGAACAAAGAGAAACACAGUGGGCUAAGGACACCUGCAAUUCAUUACAUGGAUACGACGAGCAGAUGAAACCGUUUCGUCUCCAGAAUCGUGACGGACUCAGUAAUCAGUACACCAAUGAAUGUUAUAGGUAUGAUUACGAACCCGUGAGGCACUGUAACGCAUCGAAACCGGACUGUGAUUCCCCUUACUACUGGUGUGAUAUGAGGGCAUGGCGUUGUCGAAGUAAGGUGGUGCUUGGCGGCAAUUGUACUGGCUUCGAAGGAACAGGAAUAUGUUACAACUCGGCCUCCUUGCAGAAUCGCUGUCAACUGCCACCGCGAUUACUGCAGUCAAUGCGAAGUCGCAAAUCAGCUGAUCCACCAACGGGUGAUUAUGUAUGGACCAAAACGUUGCUUAUAGACCAAAAUGGCAAAGGUGUUCAUGAUGAUCUUGCUCAUGUCAAAAUUAUGAAUCAGAUCACCGGUGAAAAUUCAACGGCAUAUCUGCAGAGUGAACCACAGUAUCCGGAAAUCGAUGGUAUUAUCUACCUGCCCAUACCAAAACCACGUGCUGGAAUGAUUCAAGAGGUGUCGCUCGAAGCUCGUGAUGGUUUUGGGCGAUAUUGUCAAGCGCACUGCUACAACGAAACCGAGGAACGCUAUCAGGUUUGCCAGCCAAAAAUGAAAGUUGGUAUACGAGCAGAAUCGUCAUCACCUCUGUCCUACACCCACUCGAUGACAUCUAGACGGUUCCUGGAUGUAGACCUAUCUGUGCAUCCUCGCCAAGUCGUGAUCUCUGCUCCAUUUAUUGUGUUCGCCUGCUCAAGAAAGUUGAUGACGUCGACGAUGAUCACUUCGUUGGCGGAGAAUACUCGACCGCCAUCCUCACGUGAGCCGUAUGUAUGGUUCCGAGUAGCCGUCCAUAAAAAGUGUUAUACCAGUUGCUUUCAGAUUGAAGUUGCUCCAACAUCUGGAAAGAAAUGGUCGUCCCUGGUACGGAAAGCUGCUUCACCAUUCGAUCCGAAUCUCGUUUUUGUGCAGGCUCCCAAUCCCGAAAUCAGCAGUGGUGGUGGGGUUCAAGUGACAGUCAGCAUACUCGAAGAUGGUACCAGAAUCAAGUGCACCACUAAGUGCACACAAAAAGACGGCUCUGUCCAUGACUGCAAUGGCACCGUUGAUCUGCAUUCCGAUCCGGCUCUUUCUCAAGAAGACGUUUUCACCACUGAUCAAGGUGCUCUUCAUCUACUCGGAUGGAAUAUGCGUGGCCAUCCGGCUCAAUGGCGUCACAAAGUACCGUAUCUUUCCUUCACUUGCUAG
Haemonchus placei is the source of this 2103-nucleotide messenger RNA. NCBI's taxonomy places the organism in Eukaryota, Metazoa, Nematoda, Chromadorea, Rhabditida, Trichostrongylidae. The record is from the annotation of a GenBank genome assembly.